GAACCAAAUCAAGUUCGUGAAAAGAUUACCUAGAUGUCAGGCUUUGCUUGCCGACUUGCUCAACCUCUUGCAUCACUUUCCAUCGCCUCUUGAAGGUGUGUGGUUGAUAUUUGUGCUGUGCCGGAGUGAUGGAGCGUACGUGGUCUUCGUUGUCGUGCCCGGGCUCGAUUCUCAAACGCUACGCAAGAAUAGCCAGCAACGGUGGUAUAGAGCCCCCCUACCUCUUCUUAGUUCUUCUCUUCCAAACAACUCGAUUCGAACUAAUGACUGUGCACCACCUUCUGCUUCUAACUCCAAUGUGGAUUGUCGCUGCUGUGCGCUUUCUUUUUCAAGGCCCUGCUCAUAGUCGGACAUACGAACGAGGUUGGGCGUUGACUACGGAACUGCUUGUUGUCUUGUUGAUAGCGUCGCUAGGGGAGCGGUGGUUGGAGGUAACGCACAAAGGUGUGCUGUUUUGUUGUAUCGCAGUAGCGAGUGUACGGGAUGUUUGUUGUCGUGCCCGGGUUCGUUGCUCGAGUACGACUAGUUGUUUUGACGUGGGCGAUAGUCUUCAUUUGGUUCUUACGUUCGAGAGGGGGACUGUGCCGUACUUUGGGUGAACGUGGACGGAGUUUGCAGAUGUGUGCAGGCGAAGUUCGGAGGUGUGUACGGACGUAACAGAUCACUGGCACAUUGGUAAAGGUUAACUUGGUAGAUUUGUGUGUUGAGAAGGAAGUGGGUGCCAAUGCAGAUGGUGAUGAGCUUUCGUUGUUUGUCAGACGACUGGAAGGACGUUCCAUUGCGCUCCUUGCUAGUCGCUCGGCUUUUGUGAUGACUUGCGAGAAAGUCC
Messenger RNA from Aureobasidium pullulans EXF-150, 829 nucleotides. RefSeq lists its product as uncharacterized. Lineage: Eukaryota; Fungi; Ascomycota; Dothideomycetes; Dothideales; Saccotheciaceae. The coding region runs from base 129 to 599 and encodes 156 amino acids. The record is from RefSeq and is a predicted model, not a curated record. The transcript has a single exon.